This is a messenger RNA of Penicillium chermesinum, 1845 nucleotides long. RefSeq lists its product as uncharacterized. Lineage: Eukaryota; Fungi; Ascomycota; Eurotiomycetes; Eurotiales; Aspergillaceae. Bases 1 to 1845 code for a protein of 614 amino acids. Gene Ontology annotation, biological process: chromatin remodeling. The record is from RefSeq and is a predicted model, not a curated record. The transcript has 3 exons.
AUGGAUGACCCGGCCAGCCGUAUGCCCGGGCAGCUGCUGCCGCACAUGCAUCUGGUGUCGCAGUACCGCUAUCCGAACAUUCAUAUGAUGCCAAAUGAGACCGCCGUCGAGUACCUGAACAGCGCUCCCCGAAUCUGCCAAUCAAAGCCCAUGCAUUGGACUUUCUUAGAUUGCCCAGCUGACGGUACUGUCAUGCUCACCUGGCAGCCACUGAACCACCUUGGCAACAAUUUCUCCAGCGACGGAUAUGUUUGGGCCGACGCCGAGCAAGCAUAUACAUUCGAAGCUCGGGGCUACACCGUCGAAAUGUUUCUCCACCGCAGCGGAUACAAUCCUCGGAACGAGAACGUCGCCACCCACUCUCGCAGACGUUAUCGCAUUGUCUCCUCCAAGGUUCCAAACGCCCCGCAACCAGACCCAGCCCUGUGGAUCGUGCACUACUCGAGGGCCCCCCAGCAAGACCACAUGGCCGCCAAUCGCAUCCCCCCAACCCCCCAGGUUCAAUCUAUGAUGGCGCAACGCCGAUUCCUGCAAAGCCAAGGCCAAUUGGCUCGCAAGGAGUUCAUGCUGCACGACCGAAAUAGCUGGCCGACAAUCCCCUUCCCCUCCCAAAUGGGUCCACAAGGCUUCCAGCAGCCUCAGCAACCCGCCGUGGCCAACGCCCAGGGCAGACCAGGGUUUUACCCGCCGGGAGGCCCUCAGGCUGUCAACGCAGCUGCUAUAAGUAUGGCCGCGGGUAAACAGCCGCGCCCGAGCCGACCCCCACCGUCGGCAGUCAAUGCGACAGUCGGCGACUUCUCUUUGGAGGACGAGGAUGUUUCAAGUGGUGACAUGUUGGAUUUGCUCACGCCGCGUGAUGUCAGCAAGAUGCGCUACAUGCAGCAUCACGAGUGGAUGAACGAGAUCUUCUCCUCUCCCUACGCUAUUUCCCAGAUCACUCCCGUCUCCUUAGGACUCGGCCGCAAGGGUGAGCUUGAAACCUUGACGCAGGGGAUCUUCGACGCCCCUGCUGGCGAAGAAGGAGCCGAUGCCGAGGUCCCUGAGGUCACCAAGCUCGAGCCAGCUAAGGCCGAGGAGUUCACGGAGCGUGUGGCUAAGAAGGUCGCCGAUAUGACCGCGGAGAUUGAAAAAUUGAAGAAGCAGCACUCCCGUCGAAUGGAGCGUUUCAACCGAAGCUCGCUUUUCAAGGAGUCUGAGCUUCGUCUUCGGGACGCCGCCUCGGACCCUGCGGAGACUGGUACGGAAGUUUGGAGGCUGGAAGGUCGUAUUAUCAUCCCGGACGAGGAUGGCGAAGGCCCGGCCAACCCCAUCGAAGAGAAGGCCAAGUACAAGGUUGACGAUAUCGUUCGCGAUGUGGAAUCCGCCUGGAAGAAGCAGAUCAAGCCCGAACCCAAAGUCUCAUGCGUGGAGAAGGGUGGUCUGCUGGAGAAGAUUGAACCCGAACAGAAGGAUGAGCCGGAAGCUUUCCCCAGUGACAUGGUGCUGGACCAGGCCGAGAACCUUCUCACCGAUUUCGACCCCAACGGCGAUGGUGUCCCCUUGUCCAACAGUGAGAUCCCCGGUGACGUGGACAUGGAUCUGGGCGACCAACUGGGGGGUGGCGCGAACGGCGAAAACGGCGACUGGGUGAUGGUGAAUAAUGAUAACAAAGAUGCUGUGCCUGACGGCAGCUUGGAGGCCGGCUUCGACUUUACCAACAUCGACAGCGCCGGCGACGCCCUUGCUGCUUACACGGAGCAGAACGACGUCCUCGAUCUUCCCGAGAUGGACUCGGCGUUCGGAGACGCAUUCCAUGCCUCGGACAAUGAGCACAGUCAUCACCCUGACGCAGAUGAAAUGUCCUAA